This is a messenger RNA of Sardina pilchardus (European sardine), 447 nucleotides long. Its product is annotated as NADH dehydrogenase [ubiquinone] 1 beta subcomplex subunit 1-like. The transcript is spliced from 3 exons. Gene Ontology annotation, cellular component: mitochondrion. The record is from RefSeq and is a predicted model, not a curated record. The coding region runs from base 121 to 297 and encodes 58 amino acids. NCBI's taxonomy places the organism in Eukaryota, Metazoa, Chordata, Actinopteri, Clupeiformes, Clupeidae.
CAGCAACGAUGGUAUCGCCCGAUGACCUCCUGAAGAAGCACCCGUCUGGUCUGAACUGAACUCUGAACCAACAUAGCUCGCUAGCUUGAAUUUGACGAAAGACCUAAAGGGCAAGGAAUCAUGGUGAAUUUCGCGGUCCUUGUGCGGGAGCAUUGGAUGCAAGCCCUUGUGCCUAUUGGCAUUGUUUUGGGUGUGUACCUGGACAGGUUGAAUGACAGCAGACUAACAGCGUUCAGGAACAAGAGUGCUUUAUACAGCAGGGAGCUGAAGCCUGGUGAGGAGGUCACCUGGAAGUGAUGCAGCCAUAUUUGAAGAAAGACCAUAUUUAUCAUCCUAGUGUCCUUGUGUGUGCGUGGAAGGGGUUUCUAUUUUGUCCUCAAAUUGAGGCCUGUUAAAAGCUGUUUCUUCCCUAGAUGUUGACCAAUAAAACGUUAUGAUAACAGACAA